Molecule: messenger RNA, 384 nt
Organism: Symbiodinium natans
Lineage: Eukaryota; Dinophyceae; Suessiales; Symbiodiniaceae
Source: the annotation of a GenBank genome assembly
AUGGCCUUGCGUGAUGCAGGCUGGACAUUGGGAGGCAGCGUCAUCGAGCGAGCGCUCUGGGGAAACUGGGUCCUGGUCACCCUGGCAUGGUACGCUUGUGCAGUGUUCACUGCCGCAGCCAUGAAGCACUCGGACCAUCGGGACAUGCUGUCCGUCUUCGCCAACCUUGUCAUCGGUUGGCCGCUUGUAACGCCCUUUGCGCUGUGCUGCGGAGAGUCUCCAGGUCGGCGCCUAGGCGAGCACUGGCGACGGGUCCUGGUCAUCGCCAUCCUUGCCGGGUUGGAAAAGAACUUGACGAACUCGUCGCUCUCGCACAUCGGCGGUGCUCUGAAGACUGCGCUGCAUGGCUUAAAUGUGGUGUUCACCCUCGUGGCACCCGCCUAA